Molecule: messenger RNA, 2051 nt
Organism: Caenorhabditis elegans
Lineage: Eukaryota; Metazoa; Nematoda; Chromadorea; Rhabditida; Rhabditidae
Gene: plk-3
Product: Serine/threonine-protein kinase plk-3
Exons: 7
Coding region: 1-1848 (615 amino acids)
Cellular component (GO): nucleus
Molecular function (GO): ATP binding; protein serine kinase activity; protein kinase activity
Source: RefSeq, marked reviewed
AUGCAGCAUGUGCUCCGUACUCGCGGAAACUCGGCACAAGAUAAAAAUAAAAAGCAUGUUCCUAAUGUACCGCCAAUUAUCUACGACGACAUGCAAGUUCCAUACGAAAAAGGAGCAUUUCUAGGAGAAGGAGGGUUUGCGCAUUGUUUCGAGUUUCGAAAGCUGGACUGUAAUGAUAGGCUGGCUGUCAAAGUCGUUCCUAAAGUCAUUCUGCUCAAGUCAACCGCGAGAGAAAAAUUGACUCGAGAAGUUGAAAUUCAUCGACAGCUCUCCCAUCGGAACAUCGUCCAGUUCCAUCAUUUCUUUGAGGAUUCGCAGAAUGUCUAUUUCACUCUGGAAUUGUGCUCCAAAAAUUCUUUGAUGGAACUGAACAAACAACGAGGUCCUCUAACUGAACACGAAGCUCGCUUUUACACAAUCCAAGUUGCCGAAGGGGUAAAACAUCUGCACAAUCUGCAAAUUAUCCAUCGUGAUUUGAAACUGGGAAAUUUAUUUCUCAAUGAACAUUUACAAGUGAAAAUAGGUGAUUUUGGAUUAGCCACUUUUUGCGAAAAGAAUGAAAAAAAGAUGACACGAGGUGGAACUCCCAACUACAUUGCUCCCGAAGUCCUAAACGAAACUGGUCACGCAUUUGAGGUGGAUAUUUGGGCGAUAGGAUGUAUACUCUACGUUCUUCUCUUCGGGUCUCCACCCUUCGAAUCCAGAAGAGUGCAGGAAACCUAUGUUCGUAUCAAGAACAACGAUUACGUUGUUCCGGAAAAUGCAAGUCCUACUGCAAAUCGGCUUAUCCGUUCUCUUCUCGAUCCCGUUCCCGAUCGUCGCCCUACCGCUGAAGCAGUACUUCUUGAUCAGUUUUUCAAGACUACGAUUGAGCCAACAUAUCCUCCCGUUCAUCAACAACUACACAAAGAACAAGAUGUUAAGUAUUUUGCGCCGAUUAAUCCAGUUCUGCCACAUGUGGAAGAGCCUAUUUCUCCGAUAUAUCAAGAAGUAGCAAAUGAGGAAACAUCCGAGAUUCGUCGUUUUGUGAAAACAGAACAAGCAAGUUCAUUUGGUGAUGAAUUGUCUCAGUUACAAGCACAAAUUAGUCAUAUUUUGCAAAACGUUGUUGCGAGUAAAAAUAAGAGUUCUACUCGAUUCGGUUUAAAUCAUUCGCCGGAGGCUACACCGAUUUUUUGGGUUUCCCAAUGGGUCCACUUUCCCAAUCACGGAAUUGGGUAUCGCCUGUGCGAAAAUUCGUCUGGCAUGCUCUUCAAUGAUAACACACAAAUGAAAGUGAAUUCAGCCGGAAAUCAACUAACUUUCGUUGACGAGAAUAAUACCGAACAAUUUUACACCAUGAACGAUCAAGUACCGAUGAACUUGCAGACGAAGAUUAAUAUAUUUUCAAAUGUACAAUCUUACAUGAACACCCAUUUGGAAGCUGACACCCAUUUGGAAGCUGAGGAUCAAUGUGUCAAUAAAGUGCCACCAUUACGCAACUUUGCUCGACUUCCAACAAUACAAAAUUGGUUUGAAACAAAGUCGGCCGUUAUAUUCCAUCUUUCAAACGGGACAGUUCAGAUUAACUUUCUUGAUCAUGUCAAGAUGGUGCUGUGUCCGCUGUUGAAGUCUGUCACAUUCAUUGAGGAAAACAAACGUGUUUCAACUUUCACGUUCGCAAACAUAUUGACAAACAGCUGCCCAAAGAAGUAUCUCAGUCGUAUCGAAUAUGCCCAAGCCAAAAUUAAAUUGCUUCGUCCUACAAACAACCAGGAGCAUGUCGUCUAUGUGGACUCUCCAUGCCGUCCUACGACUUCGAACACAGCUCACGGUGCUCCACUUGCUUCCUCCAGAUAUCUCGCAUAAAUGCUACACAACUAAUCUGUGAAUAAUUCGAUCUUUACCAUGAUUCUGUCAAAUUAUCAAACUAGGUACAUAACGUAAUUACACAUAACAUUCAUUCAUGUUAAUCUAAUAAUUUUCCCUUAUCCAGCAAUUCAAAUGUUUAUUGUAUCCUUAAUUAAAACACGAUUAAUAGUAUGGUGAGAAAAUGAAAUAUUAUUGCAUAU